AUGAAGGUCAACAUCAGGGACCAGACAGAGUCCUAUAGUAAGGGGAUGGAGUCCAGCAGCAGGGAUCUGAUGGAGUCCAGCAGCUGUCCAGAGCCGGGUCUCUGUAAGCCCCCUCACAGCUUGAGGGUCUGUAUCAAUCACAGCUCGUUCGUGGUGGAUCGCUGCGUCCUGGCUGAGAACUGUGAGUACUUCAGAGCGCUGUUCCAGUCAGGAAUGAGAGAGAGUCUUCAGGAUGAAAUCCAGCUGAGAUGUGUGGGGGUUCUGGGUUUCAUGAUCCUGCUGAAGGUCCUUGAUGGAGAGAAACCAAUGCUGAACAGUGACCAGAUUGUGGAAACCAUUGAAUGCACGGCCUUCCUGCAGGUACCGGUUCUGACCAAACACCUGAUCAACAUCAUCAACUCUGAGAACUGCCUGCUCAUGUACCACACAGCCUCCACCUUCGGGGUGUGGGAUCUGUCCCACAAUUCAGCCCUGUUCAUCAGAGACCUGUAUCCUGACCUGCAGGAAGACGUCCACACCUUACCCCAGGCGCUGGUGGAAUACAUCGAGUCCCUGCAGCCUAGCAGCUACCUGGCUGUGUGCAGCCACUCGCCCUCCUCCGAGCUGCUGCCGGACCCUCAGAGGACCAUCUGCUAUCUGGAUGAAACCAGCCGAGGUUGGAAGGUCCUGACUCACCUCCCUGUGAACGCCAGCACCACCAUGGCAGGUGUGGCUGUCCUGGACAACAAACUCUACAUCAUGGGUGGUGUCCAUGACGUGAGUAAGAAGGUAGUGGAGAGCGGUUUCUGUUACUGUCCUGCAGCUAACACCUGGUCCACCAUCUGCAGCCCCCAGCAGUUACGUUAUAACUUCACCCUUAUUGGCCAUGAGGGCUGCCUGUAUGCUCUAGGGGGCGAGUCCAACAUGAAGUCUCUUUCCUCUGUGGAGAGAUUCAGGGUGUCAGACGGAAGCUGGAGCUUUGUGUGUCCCCUCCCUUGUCCUGCUGCCUUGGUGACCUCUGCUGUGACCAUGAACCGGAUCUUCAUCUGUCUCUGGAGAGGUCAGGGGGCCACUGAUAUUCACGAGUACGUACCUGAACAAGAUCAGUGGCUGCUGGUCUCCACACUCAUCCGUCAGCACAGUUACGGUCUCUGUAUGGUGGCCCAUCAGGACAACCUGUAUGUGAUGCGUAAUGGUCCCUGUGAGGACUUCUUACAGUGUGUGAUGGAUAGAUACAACCUGAGCUCCGGUCAGUGGACGGCCAUGUCGGGCCAGUACGGGAACAGUAAGAGCUCUCUGUUCACGGCGGUGGUGCGAGGCGACUCUGUGUUCACGCUGAGCCGACAGGUGACCACGGAGUUCACUGUGGAGGAACAAACGUGGAGGCUGAAGCGCCAGAUGGAAGGUUUCGGAAGGAUUGGAUCCAUCUACACAUUUCUGAUGAGGCUGCCUAAAACCAGAGCCCCCCACAAGGAGAACUCUGUGGCUCAGAUCCAGAAAAAGAACCUCAGAGACAUCAGACACUAUUCCAGACUCUCACCACAGUGCUCGGACCAGCUGUGA
Notolabrus celidotus (New Zealand spotty) is the source of this 1542-nucleotide messenger RNA. RefSeq names its product kelch repeat and BTB (POZ) domain containing 13 (gene kbtbd13). Gene Ontology annotation, molecular function: protein binding. NCBI's taxonomy places the organism in Eukaryota, Metazoa, Chordata, Actinopteri, Labriformes, Labridae. The transcript has a single exon. Bases 1 to 1542 code for a protein of 513 amino acids. The record is from RefSeq and is a predicted model, not a curated record.